Messenger RNA from Mytilinidion resinicola, 1941 nucleotides. RefSeq names its product lectin C-type domain-containing protein. Bases 1 to 1941 code for a protein of 646 amino acids. NCBI's taxonomy places the organism in Eukaryota, Fungi, Ascomycota, Dothideomycetes, Mytilinidiales, Mytilinidiaceae. The transcript has 4 exons. The record is from RefSeq and is a predicted model, not a curated record.
AUGACUUCACCCUACCCGUACGAUCCGGACCCGCAGGCUGUGGUCGUUGCUCCUUGGAGCGUCGCGUUUCGAGCUCAGCGAGACGUCGGCUUGAAAAUCCCUAUCAAUUAUGUCACCGUACCUGCAGUUUCUCUCAAGGCUGCCUGCUUCGCUCACAAUCAAUACGAGGACUCAGCAGCUCAAAAAUGCUUUUCAAACCUACUAGCUUCAGGAUUCAAACGAUUCAUAAUAGACGUGUACUGGGAUACCGGCCGUUCCCAAUGGAGCCUUUGUCCAGCUGAGAUACCCGAAUCUGCCUCUCCGGCCGAUGAUACGACUAGUAUCAGUAUCACCCAGUCAACCUCAGUUAAGUCUCUCAUGACUGCUCCGAUCAGCCUCCCGAUAUUUGAGAGGCAGGCUUCCUCUAUUUCUUCCCGCAGCUCUACUCCGGCGGCUAGGACCGACUCAGCAACCUCAUCAACUCCUACUUUGAGCUUUACCGGCUCAAGUAGUACAUCCAUGGCAUACAGUGCGGCAGCUACACCUACUGAAUUUCCCACUGCUGGUGAGCCACUUGUGCAGAUUGGGCAGUACAACUGUACUUCAAAUCUGGGCCUCCAAUUCCUAAGCAGUAUCUUGUCCGGUUAUCUAAAAGAUACCUCAACUACCAUUGGUGCGAGUCUGAUCUAUCUUGUCCUCAAUGUACAUGUAGCCGCUCCGUAUUCCUCUCCCAAUUCGCCAGCCAUGCAACCCGACCCCUCAGCUCUACCGAAAGAUGAGAACUUCCUCGGUCAUCUACUCAGCUCCAACCUGUCUUCAUACUUGUACACACCUUCCAUGCUUCAAUCGCAGCGAGGAAACCUCAACGAGAGCUGGCGCCUUGAACAAUCUAAUUUGCCAGUUGCUGGGUAUUACAAGACGAACGUCAGCGGCAACGGCAUUCCCUCGACACAAGAUGGUUGGCCUACUGAAACCUUCAUGGAAUUUAAAAACUUCUUGCGCCUGGUCACUAGCUUUGGCGCUGUCGACCCUCAAAUGGCGUCUUACGAUUUCACGAACGACGCGGACACAAUAUUUCCUCUCAAUGAGAUAAUUUCGUUGAAAGAUGUGUCGAUUAGCACUUCUGGCUCUGUGACUACCGGUUGCCUCUUCAAUCCUAACAUUACCACUAUAACCUCUGAGACCAAUUCCUCGUGGGCGAUGUUCCCAGCGUCGAGUCUGCCAAACCUAGCGUCAAAUCCCAACGCUACGAUACCAAUUCCUGCAAUCAUGAACCUUACAUCAUGUGGCAUAUCUCCGUUGCUAAAUGCUAGCCUCUCAAAUACGACCGCGGACAUAAACCCCCUGGCUUACCUCUCAUUUUCCUACUCUACUUUAUGGAGUUGGGCUCCCGGUUCACCAAAUAACAGUACCCUUAUUGAUGACAACCCCAAUAACGAUCUCCGCUGUGCUGCUCUUUACGGCGAUGCUAACGGCCGAUGGCGCGCAGUAGAUUGCAAAUCUAGCCACCGAGUUGCCUGUCGCGGGUCUACACCCUAUACCUGGAGCAUCACCCCCGACCUCUUCGCCUACUCCGACGCCGACCAAGCCUGCCCUGAUGAUACCAAGUUUUCAACACCCCGCACUGCUCUCGAAAACGCCUACCUUUACACUGCCGCCCUCGCAUCCGCAAACACGGGCUCCUCUGACCCCGGCGAUCUUCCAAUCAUAUAUCUCGACCUCAACAGCCUUGAUUAUGCCGAUUGCUGGGUCACGGGCGCUAAUAGUACAUGUCCGUACAAAAACUCGGAUAACGUAAACCACACAAAGAUUGUGGUCGUUCCCACGGUGGCGACCGUCAUCGUAUUUGUACUAGCUGUGGCGACGUUCUUCGUCAAGUGCGCUGCGAACCGAAGGGAUUUGCGGAGAGGAAAGAGGAGGAGAAAUAUGGGUGGGUGGGAUUAUGAAGGCGUGCCGAGCUAG